AGUCCUUGUUCGUGUUCAAGAUAAGAAUCUCUUGUAUACACUCUUAGCUUUAAAUGCUUUCUAGAGUAAGCUUUGACCCACAAUGUUUUUUUGUUUUUUGAUUUCCGUAUGUAUAGGCUACGCUUCUUCCUUCUUACUGGAUGGAAUCACAGUUGAUUGUCCCAAUCCUGCUGAAAAUUGUCUACAAGAAACCUUUAACAGAGUAUUUGAGGAUCUUGGAUGUUUGGGAUGUCAAACUGGUUGCCAGGCUGAUUAUAUUUUAACAGCGAAUAGGAACUAUUAUAUCACAAGCGGUAAUUUAAGUGGCACAUACGAUUACAUGGGGAUUCAGGUGGCCAAGUCUAAAAACGUUUCGGAACCACAGUGGCUAUGUCUUAAUGGAUCAACAUGCCCUUGGGGUCAUUUUUUAGACAAACUUGGAACAGUUGAAUCAUGCUCAUAUUGUGGUGCUGGAUGUCAGACAUGCAACAGCUUCUCCAAUUGUGACCAGUGUUUAUUAGGAUUUCGCUUGUCCAAGACUACAUUAGAAAACGGAAGAGAAGAGAGUCAUUGUGUAACUACUGGAAUACCAUGCCCUAAUCCGCCAGAGAAUUGCGAACACGAAGUCUUCGCUAGUUCUGUAGUUGGAUGUCAAGGUUGCAUAUUCUGUCAAGCUGGAUUUCUUCCAAUCGCUAAUUCAAACUAUCGUAGAAGUGCUGACAACAAAACUGCUGACUACGACUAUUUAGGUUUAACUAUCUCUGGUACCAUUGAAAUAAACGAAGCUCGUUAUACUUGUAUAAAGGGACUAAAUUGUCCAGCUGGAUUUCAUAUGAAUGUAAGAGGUGAUUUAAAGACAUGCGAAGCCAGUGCAACUACAUGAUUUGAAUAACACUACGGUAUUUGCAGUUAUAAAAAAUAUAACAACUUAAAUUUUUAC
Messenger RNA from Physella acuta, 919 nucleotides. RefSeq lists its product as uncharacterized. The record is from RefSeq and is a predicted model, not a curated record. NCBI's taxonomy places the organism in Eukaryota, Metazoa, Mollusca, Gastropoda, Physidae.